This is a messenger RNA of Clonostachys byssicola, 843 nucleotides long. The record is from the annotation of a GenBank genome assembly. Lineage: Eukaryota; Fungi; Ascomycota; Sordariomycetes; Hypocreales; Bionectriaceae.
AUGUCGCACCCACGCGUAGAAGAGGUCUCCGACAGCGACCCCGACUCGGACCCCGAGGAGGUCGACAUCGAUGACUUCGACGACGCCGACAUCAUGCGCCGCGUAGAGCCCGCCGCCGCCAAACCCUUACCCCCAGCCUCUCGAGCAGCUCCCCCCACCCAGCAGCAGCAGCAACAGCAGCAGCCAGUGCACGUCCAAGACCGCAACGCCUACAUCAACUACCAGUGCCUCUACCCAAUCUACUUCGACGCCUCGCGCUCCCGCUCCGAGGGCCGCCGCGUCCCGUCCUCCCUCGCCGUGCGCAACCCCCUCGCCCGCGAGAUCGCAAACGCCUGCUCCCGCCUCCGCCUGCCCACCCUCCUCGAGCCCGACAAGAUCCACCCCCAGGACUGGGCCAACCCGGGCCGCGUCAAGGUCGGGCUCAAGGCCGCGGGGGCGCAGGCCAACCAGCCCUUGCACAACAAGCACCACCUCUUCAUCCUCGUCGCCCGGCACCUGCGCGACAACCCCACCACAGACGACAGCCUGGGCCUGCGUGUUCGUAUCGGCGGCAAGCUCGAGCCCGAGAUGGGCAAGCCGUACCCGCGGCCGGCUGUCCCCCGAGGAUGGAAGCUCGGCGAGCUGCUGCCCUACACCAGCGCCGCCAUGACGGGCGGCGGGGUGUCGGAGAACCUGUUCAAGGACAUGAUGAAGGAGAUGCAGAGCGGAGGGGAUCCCAUGUCCGCGCUCAUGGGCGGCAUGGGCGGCCCUAGUGGUGGUGGUGGUAGCGGCGCCGGCAGCGGGGCGGAGGAGAGCAGCGGGAGCGGGAAGAAGAAGAAGGACAAGAAGAAGGGCAGGGCUUGA